Messenger RNA from Bubalus bubalis (water buffalo), 1785 nucleotides. RefSeq names its product PYM homolog 1, exon junction complex associated factor (gene PYM1). Lineage: Eukaryota; Metazoa; Chordata; Mammalia; Artiodactyla; Bovidae. Gene Ontology annotation, cellular component: cytoplasm; exon-exon junction complex. Gene Ontology annotation, molecular function: RNA binding. The record is from RefSeq and is a predicted model, not a curated record. Bases 623 to 1312 code for a protein of 229 amino acids. The transcript is spliced from 3 exons. Gene Ontology annotation, biological process: exon-exon junction complex disassembly.
CUGUAUCUGUUGGAGACCUCCUCAUUGCUACAUAGUUCUUUUUCCACUCUUCCUCAUCUUAAUUGUUAGUUCACUGAGGUCCAGAGGUGUGAGGAGAAGAGGAACCUAAUACAACUUUCAGCUGGAGUUCUCUCCUUGAUAACACCACCCAUCACCCUUCGGUACCUUCUCUGGUGAUGGUGAUAAGAGUUGAGGGAUCUGAGGCGGUAGAAGGUAAACGAGAAGGUGUCUAGUGGCCUCUCAAGUCCUCUGACAAGUUUAUGGAACCCACUAUUUCUUCUAGUCAGGGAAGAUUUUCCAACCUGGCUGAUUGAGAUGCUGAAGUGUCUGCUGUGUAUGUGAGGUUUAUAUAUUGAAAACUGGGAAUCAAGAUUUUCAUUUUGGCUAUGCCCCAUUCCUAAUUGCCUCAUCUUUAGGAAAAAUGUGCAUAUCUAUUCAGUGACAGUCGAAUAAGAUAGUAUAUGUGAAAGCGAUUUAUAAAAUGCUGUGCAAGGCAAGGAGUUACUGUUUUUUUGUAGUCCUCAUUGUGUAUUUGUAAUAGCAGUGAGUGUGUGUGUGUACUUUGGUACAUGCAGUCUGUUUUAAAAUAUACCUUUUAUGCCUCUUGCUUUUCUUGUUUUCCAUGUUACUUCUCAACCCACCUCUCAUAUGGUAUCUAAUGACAACCCAAGUCUCUGCUACUUCUCUGCAGCAUCACCUUUCAAAGUGGUACAAGUUCUCUUGCUCUCUACAUAGCAAGUACAUCGCCUCAACACAGCGACCUGACGGGACCUGGCGAAAGCAGCGGAGGGUGAAAGAAGGCUAUGUGCCCCAGGAGGAGGUCCCAGUGUAUGAGAACAAGUAUGUGAAGUUUUUCAAGAGUAAACCAGAAUUGCCCCCCGGCCUGAGCCCAGAGGCCACUGCCCCCAUCACCGCUUCCAGGCCUGAAGGCGGUGAGCCAGCCCUCUCCAAGACCGCCAAACGCAACCUGAAGCGGAAGGAGAAGAGACGGCAGCAGCAAGAGAAAGGGGAGGCGGAGGCCUUGAGCCGGACUCUUGAGAAAGUGUCCCUGGGAGAGACAGCCCAGGUCCCCAGUGCCCCACAGGCCUCCCGGGCAGCGCCAACGGCUGCCUCAGACCAGCCCGAUUCAGCUGCCACCACUGAGAAGGCCAAGAAGAUAAAGAACCUAAAGAAGAAGCUUCGGCAGGUGGAAGAGCUGCAGCAGCGGAUCCAGGCUGGAGAAAUCAGCCAGCCCAGCAAAGAGCAGCUGGAGAAGCUAGCGAGGAGGAGGGCACUGGAGGAGGAGCUUGAGGACUUGGAGCUGGGCCUGUGAGGCCUUCGGGGAUUAGGGGAUGGACUGCAGAACAAACCGUGGGGCUCUCUGGGGUCCUGGGGAACGUGGGCAGCAGCAGUCGGGAGGGGAUACCCCUACCCGGACUGGCUCACUUCCACUUCUCAUGGCCCGACUCCGUCCUCCAGAGCCUAGCCUCUCCCUCGUUCCUUCCCUUUUUCCCCUAACUCCUGUUUUUUUGGACUUCUCUCUCUCCUGUCCCCAGUGUUCAAGAUCUCAGUGACUAUCCCAGGUACCUUUGCUGCUGAUUUGGGUGUCUUGUUUAAAAGAAAAUUGGGUGGGUGGGAGUCUCUUGGAGAACUGAGGUUGAGGAUUGGGGAAGUACACCCAAGUCUUGGAGUCUUGGUUCCUGUUCACAGUGUUUAUGGGUUAUCUCCCCUUCCAUCCCUCACCUCUUUUUUUUUUUUUUUUUUUCCUUUUUUUAAAAAGAACAGAAUAAACUCAAGUAGACAACA